AUAUGAAAAAUCCCAUGUCACGGUUGUCACCUAACAACCCCUAGGUUAACCAAUGCAUAUAAUAGCUUCUCACUUCGGAUUUUUCACCAACAUUCCUCAUAUUUGUUGGUGAAGUAAAGAAUAUGGAGUGUCAAAUAUGCAUACCUUUGAACCAAAAACAUAUCCUGAAAGCAAGAAAUCUGCAAUGCCGAGGAGAACUGAAGUUGAUUCUCUAUGCAGCACUUGCUGUUCUCAUGCUAUCCUGUUAUGCAGAGGCAUAUGAUCCAUUAGAUCCAAAUGGGAACAUAACAAUCAAAUGGGAUAUAGUGUCUUGGACUCCUGAUGGUUAUGUGGCAGUAGUCACAAUGAACAACUUCCAAAUGUACCGGCAUAUAAUGACCCCUGGGUGGACAUUAUCAUGGAUGUGGUCGAAGAAAGAAGUAAUAUGGUCAAUGGUGGGAGCACAGACCACUGAACAAGGGGACUGCUCCAAGUUUAAGGGUAAUGUACCUCACUGCUGUAAGAAGACCCCAACAGUAGUUGACUUGCUUCCUGGGGUACCCUACAACCAGCAGAUUGCGAAUUGUUGCAAGGGUGGAGUUGUCGCUGCAUGGGGACAGGAUCCUACUGCUGCAGUCUCUGCCUUCCAGGUCAGCGUUGGGUUGGCUGGCACGUCAAACAAGACUGUGAAGCUGCCUCGGAAUUUCAGCUUGCUUGGACCUGGACCUGGCUAUACUUGUGGCCCGGCUAAAAUAGUUCCUUCCACAGUUUUCCUCACCCCUGAUCUCCGAAGGAAAACUCAGGCUCUCAUGACAUGGAAUGUAACAUGCACUUAUUCGCAGUUUCUGGCUUCAAAACACCCAGCAUGUUGUGUAUCCUUCUCAUCUUUCUACAACGAGACAAUCGUUCCUUGUGCAUCUUGUUCUUGCGGUUGCCACAACAAAGGAAGCUGUAUCAGGAGCAACUCAAAGAAAUCACAGUUGGAAGGAAUAAAUACACCAACGAAGGAUAACACGCCUCUUUUACAAUGUACACAUCAUAUGUGUCCUAUUCGAGUCCACUGGCAUGUCAAGAUCAACUACAAGGAAUACUGGCGUGCAAAGAUAUCUGUUACUAAUUUCAAUUAUCGCUUAAACUAUACUCAAUGGACGUUGGUGGUUCAGCAUCCUAAUCUUAACAAUGUCACCCAAGUUUUCAGCUUCGACUAUAAACCUAUAGUACCUUAUCAAUCAGUCAAUGAUACUGGUAUGUUCUAUGGUACGAAGUUUUACAAUGAUCUUUUAAUGGAAGCUGGACCCGAUGGGAAUGUUCAGUCUGAAGUGCUUCUAAGGAAAGACGAAAACACAUUCACCUUUAAACAAGGAUGGGCAUUUCCCAGGAAAGUUUACUUCAAUGGAGAUGAAUGCAAACUUCCACCACCAGAUGCAUAUCCUUCUCUUCCAAAUUCCGCCACUAUGAUUUCAGUUGCUUACUUACUGGUACCUGCUACUUUUGCAUUACUGCUUCUUCUUAAUUAGGUAAUGUUUUUUCCCUAUGAAUACUAGUUUUCAAAAUCACAAGUUCAUCAUAGGAAUGUUGCUUGUGAAGUUUUUGAGUUAAUUGUGCAUUGAGAUAUCUUUUUAUUUUCACAUUCUAUCAUACUGCUGUAUUUCUGUAAGGAUGAGCUAUGAGGACGGUAACAAAUCUCGAAUGCAACACAAGGGUUACAACAAGCAACUCUAUAUAUAACACUUGCAUUUCC
Molecule: messenger RNA, 1720 nt
Organism: Spinacia oleracea (spinach)
Lineage: Eukaryota; Viridiplantae; Streptophyta; Magnoliopsida; Caryophyllales; Amaranthaceae
Product: COBRA-like protein 4
Exons: 6
Coding region: 123-1496 (457 amino acids)
Biological process (GO): cellulose microfibril organization; plant-type cell wall cellulose biosynthetic process
Cellular component (GO): plasma membrane
Source: RefSeq, a predicted model, not a curated record